Cavenderia fasciculata is the source of this 1536-nucleotide messenger RNA. RefSeq names its product Putative initiator tRNA phosphoribosyl-transferase. The record is from RefSeq and is a predicted model, not a curated record. Bases 1 to 1536 code for a protein of 511 amino acids. Gene Ontology annotation, molecular function: tRNA adenosine(64)-2'-O-ribosylphosphate transferase activity. Lineage: Eukaryota; Evosea; Eumycetozoa; Acytosteliales; Cavenderiaceae. Gene Ontology annotation, cellular component: cytoplasm. The transcript has 3 exons. Gene Ontology annotation, biological process: charged-tRNA amino acid modification.
AUGAUUGUUAAUUUUAACAACAAAAUUGAUGAUAAUCAUUUUAAUCUUUCAUCUUCUUCAGUUUUAAGAAGAUUAGACAGAGAUGAACAUUCAUUGCUCAAUCAUUUAUUGUCAAUUGCUCAUGACUCUGAGUUUGUCGACAAAGUAGCAAACAUUUAUCAAAAGUAUGCAUUGUUGGGAAACUUAAGAUGUGGUAAAUGGUAUAAUAAAUCAUAUGAUGGAUAUUGCUAUUUCAAGUCGACCGAAGGUCACUAUGGACAAUGGAAUUUCAGUUUAACGAGAACCAAUCUAUCUGUAAUUGAUUUCAUACUCAAUGCACCUAGAGGAGAGAGAGGUGUUGUCAUUGUCGACUCUACUAGAAGAGGCAAGAAGUUUCCAGAUAGUUUCUCAAGGACAAUACCCAUUUGGUGUUGUGUGAUCAAUAGGACAUUAUACAAUUUAAAGAUAAAGAAAGAUCUUUUAACAAUAACAACUUCUACAACAACUUCUACUUCUACUUCUACUACUACAACUAAUAUUUUGAAUCAAGAAGAUUGGGAGACAUUCUCUCAUCCAAUGUGGUUAUCAAAUUCAGAGGUUGACCAAAUGACUUGUAUUGUCAAUGAAUAUUCACAAAAACUAUUAUUGUACAGUCAUAUCCUAAACUUGGAAUCAUAUGCAACAAAAUUAGAUAAACCAAUCAAACCAUUAUUCAUCAAUGUCGAUACAAUUUGGAUAGACAAUAUGAAUGAAUCACCGACCACCUUUUAUCCAAUCUAUUUGUUAUCGGCAUCGGAUUAUAGAGACAAUAAUAGACCUUUUAGAGCAUAUAUACAAGGUGCAGGUGACGAUGAAGAAAAUUGGAGCAAUAAGCUCUCGGCACAAUUAUUUUGGACACACAAACAGGAUAUCCUAGGUCAACCAAUUGAUAAUGUCGAUAGAUAUUGUCAAGAAUUGGUUAAAAAUAAUAGUAGUAUGGACAAAACAAUUUUAUUUGUUACUGGGUCUCAAGACAAUCCAACAAUCAUCAACAUACCAAAUACUUUGAUAUCAAUUUCAAAUUCCAAAACUUUAAAUAGUGAUGAUUUAUUUAAUAAUUAUGGUUUAAUGAUAAAUUGCUCGUCUAUUGAAUACCAAAUGCCAAUACAAAUAGAGGAAAUGAAACAAAGAGGAUUAAAAUUUUUAAGCAUUCAACUAAAAGAAGGCAAAAAAUCAAAAGAUGGUUUACACGCCAAACUGCAAGAGGCUGAAUCAGAGAUUUUAAAUACUCUUAGUCAAGAUAGAAAAAUUCUGAUUCAUUCUUUAUCUGGCAAUGGAGAUUUACCAAAUUGUAUGGUAAUACUUUUAGUAGUUUUAGCAAAGUAUUUCAAGAUAUUAAAAGUUGAAGGUGAAGAAGGAGAACAAGUAUUCAUCAAAAUGAACGAUAAACUACAACAAAACAAAAACAUCACCAAAUUCGAUAUUUCAAAUCUCUAUUUAUUUAUUGAUAAAUAUUGUCCACAAUGUCUUCCACCUCGUACAAUCAGGAAUAAUAUUAAUAGUUAUUUAAUGAAAUAA